UCACGUAUCCUGUCCAUACUAGGAAGGCUAGUGCUUAUACAGGGAUCUCCAUUAUAUACGCCACUUCCGGCAAGAGGAACCAAACUCUUCUUUAACCAUCCACCCGCCAUUAUCAUUCCUUCGCCCCCUCUUUAUCUAUUUGUGUUCACAAGACAAACAGCAGCACGAGGAGAAGCAGACACACGAAACGAAAGCAAAAUAGCAAGGAGCCAAGAACCCAAGAGCUAGCUGUUGCUGCAUUGGAGCAGGCGAUCAAUGGCGGGCCUCGGGUUCGAGGAGACCGAGCUCCGGCUAGGCCUGCCCGGCGGCGGCAAGGACGCCGAGGAGGCGGGCUCCACUGUGCGAAGCUCCGGAAAGAGGGGCUUCGCGGAGACCAUCGACCUCAAGCUGAAGCUCGAGCCGGCGUCAGCAACCGCGCCGAUGGCGGGUGACGAGCAAGUGGCCGACAGUGUUGCGGCAGCCGAGCAGCAGCCUUCUCCGGCUGCUGCUACCGCCGCCGUCGCCGGUGAUGGGCAGAUGAGGCGGUCACCGAGCCAGAGCAGUGUGAUCAUCAGCUCGGACCCCGAGAAGCCGCGCGCACCCAAGGCGCAGGCGGUGGGAUGGCCGCCAGUCCGGUCCUUCCGGAAGAACAUCAUGGCCGUGCAGGCGGACAAGUCGGCUGCGGCGCUGGUGAAGGUGAGCAUGGACGGCGCGCCGUACCUGCGCAAGGUGGACAUCGGCGCGUGCAAGAGCUACGGGGAGCUCUCCAAGGCCCUGGAGAAGAUGUUCAGCUCCUCCACCAUGGCCGGCGGCUCCCAGGGGAUAAUGAACGACGAGAGCAAGCUGGUGGACUUGCUCAGCGGCUCCGACUACGUGCCCACCUACGAGGACAAGGACGGCGACUGGAUGCUCGUCGGGGACGUGCCAUGGGAGAUGUUCGCGGCAUCCUGCAAGCGCCUCCGGAUAAUGAAAGGGUCAGAAGCCAUUGGCCUAGGUGAGGAGCUUUUAUUUCAGAUUUUACAUGCUUCACCACCGGUGCUAAGAUAUUUCAGCGCCAAGGGCAAUGGAGAAAUGCAAGAGCAGAAGCUGAUCGAUGAAGGAAGGAUGUUCAUUUCAAGAUUUGCUCAAGUCUGUAGUCUGUACCAUAAUAUGAUAUACCGUCUACUGUCUAUGAUCCGGUUAAGUUCCUAUCGCCCGGAUCAGCGUUUUGAAGUAUUACCUGCUAUUUUCUGUCUUGUUGUCUGUAUAUGGAGUAUAGUAUUACCUCCCAUUCCAAAAUAUAAGCCUGUUUAGCUUAUCUUUCGGAAUGGAGGUAGUAGUAUGUAAGAAAGAUGUCAUCGGCAUGUCACUGUUGCAUACAUACGCCUUUUUCUUUUCUCCUGCCAUCUUCCUUUCGCACACAGGAAAGGUGGCAGAUGUCCUUCCCAUUAUCAAAACAAAAAAGGUCAGAUAGUGCUGCCCGUUCCACUGCAGGGAUCUUGCAGUUUGUCCAACAGCAGUGCUCAAUCAUCAU
Lolium rigidum is the source of this 1492-nucleotide messenger RNA. RefSeq names its product auxin-responsive protein IAA30-like. NCBI's taxonomy places the organism in Eukaryota, Viridiplantae, Streptophyta, Magnoliopsida, Poales, Poaceae. The transcript has 4 exons. Gene Ontology annotation, biological process: regulation of DNA-templated transcription. Gene Ontology annotation, molecular function: protein binding. Bases 256 to 1272 code for a protein of 338 amino acids. Gene Ontology annotation, cellular component: nucleus. The record is from RefSeq and is a predicted model, not a curated record.